UCCCUUCUCAACCUUGGGUUCCCUAUCACCAGAUUUCUGUCCCCUUCUGCCUUCUAGUCCUUGUCCCUGAACUGCUGUGCCUCAUUAGUCAAACAGGGAAUACUUUUGUAAUCAGGGAAAAAGUUAUUUUUAAAAUGGCUUUUGUGUAUUGAUUUAUCUUAGAAUGCAAAACCUGCUUUUGUUUUCAGAUAGUGUUUCCUUUUUAGGAACAGAAAAACAAGUAGUUUGUGAUGUUUGUGUUCAAUUUUUGACAUGACAUAUUUGUUAUAUGACAUAUUUUGUUGAAGAACUCAUUAAAAUCACCCUAAUCGUGUUUUUACCAUUUUCAGAGUUAAAACAAUUUAAACUUGGGGAGUAAGUUAUUUGCUAUACCUGAUGGAAUCAUGUUUUUUAUAUAGAAGCUGAUGGAGAAUCAUACUGCUUUACUUACGCGUGUGCUCUGUUGAAUGACCAGUCAUUUCAUAUUGAAGAUAUGUGAUUUUUUUUUUUUCAGCUUUGGGGGGAAAAAUUGGCCUAGUUUAUUUUAACUUCUUGCAACCCUGAGCAUUGCAUAUGUCAGUAUAUUUUCUGCAUUAGAUUUUGUAUUGCUUUUUCUUUCGUGAUGAUACCUACAAAGGCUGCUGGGCUUAUGGAUUUCUCUUUCUUAUAAUUCCAUUUGUCAUACUUAAUGACUUCUCUAAAUGUUCAUUAUGUUAUUCACUUGGGAACAUCUGGUAAAGGAAAUCUCUAGUGAAAGACACUUUCUCUUGGGUAUAUGUCAUUGCUAAUACAGAGACUUGUAUUGUGUUCUGCCUCAAUUCAAUUCACAAUAAAUAGUAUUUUUGUAACUAGAAUUCAUGUUUAAAAGCACUGUAACAUUUUAAGGAGUUUAAAGAAAAAGAAGGAAAAUAAAUUACAAGUUGAUCUUUUAGGAGAAUUUUGGAGUACAGCUCCUCAGGUCUUUAUCACUUUCAGUAAAUAAAAUUCAGUCUUAAAAAUGUACGCAUUUCUGAGCCCAGCAGAAGACCUACUUACUUCGUGUAAAAUUGAAUUCAGUAAAAAUCCACCUUAACUUGGAUUCUGUCUUAAAACUUAUUGUAAUAAAAUUUGAUAUUAUAGAAUUUUAUUUUAAGCAAGUUUUAGGAAUACUAAAACAAAAUAAAGCACAUGGUACCUUUUAGUGCUUUUUAAACCUAAACCCAUUGAUAGUUAAUUAUAAUUUAUGAAGGUGAAUAAAUAUUUUCAUGUAUUAAAGAUAAAAAACUGGACACAUAUAUUACCUAAUAGGCUUAUAGUUUUAUCUUUAAUACAUGAAAUAAAUAAAUACAUAAAUAAAUCCUUCUGUUGAUUUUAUGGUUCUUUUUUGCUUGUCAUCUUUUGCCGUCUCUGCCUCCUGAAAAUGUGAUAAUCUUAUUUAAUCCAAAAUUAUAUUUUCCUUUGGUUUUAGUUCAUUUAUAAUUGCUUAUUUUCCUUGUAGCCUUUUGUAUCAAUAUGAUAUUACUGUAACCAGUCAAAAUAAUCCUUUUUUCUUCUUUUAUGUAUCUGAAUCAUUUUUUUAUUUAUUUAAAAAUCAGAUUUAUUUUAAAAAUCAGAUAAAUUUGGGGCCUGAAAUUUGGCAUCAUAUAUUUUAUAAUGUGGCAUCAAUAAGUUGUAGAACAUAUUUUUGCAUUUAAAAUUAAUAUAUAAAAUGAUUUAUUAGUCUCUUCAUUUAGAACUGAUUACUUGAUUGUAUUCUAGCCUCUAUGUGAUUUGUGAGGACUUAGGUAUCCUCACAAGGGUAACUCUUUUUCCAAGUCAUAAGUCUUAAGUUUAUCUCCAUUAAAGGCUUUCAAAUGUAUGCAAGGUUCAAAAGACUAUUAAAAAAAUUACUUGUUCCAGAAAUUAACCAUAUAACUUUGUUUAAAACUCUUUAAUCUUUCUGUCUUUUAGCUGCUGGAGGGUUUUUGGGGGUUGUAUAUGUAUGUGUGUAUUUAAAAAUACUUUCAAACAGGAUAAAGAAAUUUAUUCCAAAAUUUUAAUAGUAGUUGGAUUACCAAACAAGGUAAGACUUAGUACUAAAUAAAUACUUGUUGACUAAUGAAUAAAUGGGCUGUGCAGUCACAUAUGCUUUAAAGCAAAGUUAGACAACAACAUGAUCUGUUACGCUAUGUAUUCCAGUGAUUCUAACCAUUUGGAGAUGAGGGGACUUCUUGAGACUCGAAUGAAGCCAUCUCUCUUCCCGGAUUGUAAACCAUGGCUGUGUGGAUACAAGCCCAGCAACUCCAAGGAGAUGCCCUCCAUCAGAUGCAAGCAUUAUAUGGCCAGCAUUUCCCCAUCGAAGUGCGGCAUUAUUUAUCCCAGUGGAUUGAAAGCCAAGCUUGGGACUCAAUAGAUCUUGAUAAUCCACAGGAGAACAUUAAGGCCACCCAGCUCCUGGAGGGCCUGGUGCAGGAGCUGCAGAAGAAGGCCGAGCACCAAGUGGGGGAAGAUGGGUUUUUACUGAAGAUCAAGCUGGGGCACUAUGCCACACAGCUCCAGAACACGUACGACCGCUGCCCCAUGGAGCUGGUUCGAUGCAUCCGCCACAUCUUAUACAAUGAACAGAGGCUCGUCCGAGAAGCCAACAAUGGUAGUUCUCCAGCCGGGAGCCUUGCUGAUGCCAUGUCCCAGAAACACCUUCAGAUCAACCAGACAUUUGAGGAGCUGCGACUGAUCACACAGGACACAGAGAGUGAGCUGAAGAAGCUGCAGCAGACUCAAGAGUACUUUAUCAUCCAAUAUCAAGAGAGUCUGAGGAUCCAAGCUCAGUUUGCCCAGCUGGCCCAGCUGAACCCCCAGGAGCGGCUGAGCCGGGAGACGGCCCUCCAGCAGAAGCAGGUGUCACUGGAGACCUGGCUGCAGCGCGAGGCCCAGACGCUACAGCAGUACCGCGUGGAGCUGGCCGAGAAGCACCAGAAGACCCUGCAGCUGCUGCGGAAGCAGCAGACCAUCAUCCUGGACGACGAGCUGAUCCAGUGGAAGCGGCGACAGCAGCUGCUAGCCAUAGAUAGUUUUCUUUUGCAGGUUGAGGGAGUAAAUCAUGCAGCUGUUUUCUCACAAGAGUCCCGCUUCUCUCCCUCUCAGGGCAGGGUGCCAUUUGCUGUGCCGGACAAAGUGCUCUGGCCGCAGCUGUGUGAAGCACUCAACAUGAAGUUCAAGGCAGAAGUGCAGAGCAGCCGGGGCCUGACCAAGGAGAACCUCGUGUUCCUGGCACAGAAACUGUUCAACAGCAGCAGCAACCACCUGGAGGAUUACAGCAACAUGUCUGUGUCCUGGUCCCAGUUCAACAGGGAGAAUUUACCAGGACGGAAUUACACUUUCUGGCAGUGGUUUGACGGUGUGAUGGAAGUGUUAAAAAAACAUCUCAAGCCUCACUGGAAUGAUGGGGCUAUUUUGGGUUUUGUGAACAAGCAACAGGCCCAUGACCUACUCAUUAACAAGCCAGAUGGGACCUUCCUGCUGAGAUUCAGCGACUCUGAAAUUGGCGGCAUCACCAUUGCUUGGAAGUUUGACUCUCAGGAAAGAAUGUUUUGGAACCUGAUGCCUUUUACUACCAGAGACUUCUCCAUCCGGUCCCUAGCUGACCGCUUGGGGGACCUGAAUUACCUUAUCUACGUGUUUCCUGACCGGCCCAAAGACGAAGUGUACUCCAAAUAUUACACACCAGUUCCAUCUAAAGCCAUUGAUGGAUACGUGAAGCCACAGAUCAAGCAAGUGGUCCCUGAGUUUGUGAAUGCAUCUGCGGACUCUGUUGGGGGCAGCGCCACGUACAUGGACCAGGCCCCGUCCCCAGCCGUGUGCGCCCAGGCUCCCUAUAACAUGUACCCACAGAACCCUGACUCCGUCCUUGACACAGAUGGGGAUUUUGACCUGGACGACACCAUGGACGUUGCACGGCGUGUGGAGGAGCUGUUGGGCCGACCAAUGGACAGUCAGUGGAUCCCCCACGCGCAGUCAUGACCCCGUCUCUCCUUCUUCGGCUUCUCCAUUCUCGCCAGAGGAACUACUCUUGUGGAUGUUUUAAUUCCAUGAAUCGCUUCUCUUUGGAAACAAUACUCAUAAUGUGAAGUGUUAAUACUAGUUGUGACUUUAGUGUUUCUGUGCAUGGUGGCACCCGUGAAGGGAGUGUGAGAGAGAGAGAGAGUGUGUGUGUGUGUGUGUGUGUGUGUGUGUAUGUGUAUGUAAGUCUGCAUGUGGUAGCAUUUCUCCCCCUUGCUGUCCAGAGUUUAGCCGCAGCAUUGGGGCCACAAACAGAGGCUGUGCUUGUUUUUACCUUGUGCAAAAAAAGCAGUCAGUUCCAUGAACCCUGGAACUUGGACAUGUGUCUUGAGGGUGGCUGAACUUUGAGAUUUGGCUGGCCAAGUAAGAGAAGGACACAGGGAGGGGAAAGCACCUCCUCUCUGGUGAGAACUCGUCACUAUGUCUGCUGAGCAAUUGAUAUGUAAGGUGAUUGUGCUUUUCCUCUGAAAUUUACAUAACUGCCUUUUGACAGAGAAAGCCCGUCCUCCUUCCCUCUCUCUGCCCUCACCCCCACUUUCCUGGGUAGGGAUGGGGAAACGGGUGACAAUCAAAGAUUGUUGAGGCAAGGGAAGAAGUGACAGGUCUUCUGAUGGGUGGUGGCUCUUUAAAUGAAUGACACUUAACACAUUUUUGUCCUUCCUUCCCUCCUUCCUCUCUCUCCUUCUCUCUGUCCCUCCCUCUCUGUCUGUUGGUGGAAUUACCACUCAGUCCCCAUACCUGCACAAAUGUGCAGACAUGUUUAA
Trichechus manatus latirostris (Florida manatee) is the source of this 4760-nucleotide messenger RNA. RefSeq names its product signal transducer and activator of transcription 5B. The record is from RefSeq and is a predicted model, not a curated record. Gene Ontology annotation, molecular function: DNA-binding transcription factor activity, RNA polymerase II-specific; RNA polymerase II cis-regulatory region sequence-specific DNA binding. The transcript has 14 exons. Gene Ontology annotation, biological process: growth hormone receptor signaling pathway via JAK-STAT; response to peptide hormone; regulation of cell population proliferation. NCBI's taxonomy places the organism in Eukaryota, Metazoa, Chordata, Mammalia, Sirenia, Trichechidae. The coding region runs from base 2212 to 3957 and encodes 581 amino acids.